Mus musculus (house mouse) is the source of this 1119-nucleotide messenger RNA. It is a transcript of the gene Klra6, whose product is annotated as killer cell lectin-like receptor, subfamily A, member 6. The transcript has 8 exons. Bases 81 to 881 code for a protein of 266 amino acids. The record is from RefSeq and is marked validated. NCBI's taxonomy places the organism in Eukaryota, Metazoa, Chordata, Mammalia, Rodentia, Muridae. Gene Ontology annotation, cellular component: plasma membrane; membrane.
CACCAACUCUACAGACAAAUUUUCCCUCACCAGAAUCACUCCGGUAGAGACACAGAGAACAGACUUCUUGUACUCCCACAAUGAGUGAGCCGGAGGUCACUUACUCAACUGUGAGACUUCAUAAGUCUUCAAGGUUGCAGAAACUUGUAAGGCAUGAGGAGACUCAAGGGCCCAGAGAAGCUGGCUACAGAAAGUGUUCAGUAUGCUGGCAGCUCAUUGUGAAAGCUCUUGGAAUCCUCUGUUUCCUUCUUCUUAUAACAGUUGCAGUGUUGGCAGUAAAGAUUUUUCAGUAUGGUCAACACAACCAAGAAAUCCAUGAAACUCUAAACUACCACCAUAACUGCAGCAACAUGCAAAGUGAUUUCAACUUAAAGGAAGAAAUGUUGACAAAUAGGUCUAUAGACUCUAGGCCAGGCAAUGAACUUCUGGAAUCCCUCAACAGAGAACAGAACAGAGGGUACAGUGAAACUAAGACAGAUUUAGAUUCCUCACAGGACACAGGGACAGGUGUUAAAUACUGGUUCUGCUACCGUACUAAAUGUUAUUAUUUCAUCAUGAACAAAAAUACAUGGAGUGGAUGUAAACAGAACUGCCAGCAUUACAGCUUACCCCUUGUGAAGAUAGACGAUGAAAAUGAACUGAAAUUCCUUCAAUUCCAGGUUAUUCCAGACAGUUACUGGAUUGGAUUGUCAUAUGAUAAGGAAAAAAAGGAGUGGGCAUGGAUUGACAAUGGCCAAUCUAAACUUGACAUGAAAAUAAGGAAAAUGAACUUUAAGCCUGGAGGAUGUGUAUUUUUAUCUAAAAGAAGACUAGAAGAUACUAACUGUAAAAAUUCCCACUACUGUAUUUGUGGGAAGAAACUGGAUAAAUUUCCUCAUUAACUUUCCACCAAAGUUAAAGAACAUAGACUGCUGUGAAUAGAGACAAAGCUGCAAGAGCAUUGGGACUGUUCUCUGGUAUCUAACUUGCAGAACAGAGGCCAUCUUCCUUCCUGUUGGAGACAGGACACAUCUACUCUGGUGAAGGGGACCCUUUGCCCUAAAGCCUUCAGAAUUGUGUUCUUUCUGAUUUUUUAAACUCCUAUAAAACUAAAUAAAGAACCCUCCCCUCCCCCCAAAA